AUGGAUGUACCUCUUGGGUACAACCUUCAGGGGGAGCAUUAUCCAAAGGGGACUAAGUCUGUUUGUCGAUUGUAUAAGGUUAUCUAUGGAUUAAAACAAGCCUCAAGACAGUGGAAUUCUAAGUUCACAAGUGUUCUUUUGCAACAUGGUUUUGCUCAGUCCAAAUCUGACUAUUCCUUAUUCACUAAAGGUGCUGGUUCUUCCUUUGUGGCAUUGUUGGUCUAUGUAGAUGAUAUCAUAAUUACAGGACCUGAUCCUGCAGUGGUUACUUCCUUGAAAUCAUUUCUGCAUACCCAUUUCAAACUCAAAGAUUUGGGAAACUUGAAAUAUUUUUUAGGACUUGAAAUUGCUCGUGCACAGAAAGGUAUCUUUCUUUCUCAAAGGCAUUAUACAUUGCAACUUCUUGAAGAUACUGGUUUUCUGGCUUGUAAACCAGCAUCUGUCCCUAUGGAUCCUCGUCUUCAAUUAAAUGCAAAGGAUGGAGAACUACUCACAGAUCCAUCUCAAUUUCGCAGACUUAUAGGUAGGCUUCUCUACCUCACUCUUUCUAGGCCUGAUAUCACUUUUGCCGUACACAAGUUGAGUCAAUUUAUGUCUCAACCUCGCACCACUCAUCUGCAAGCUGCUCAUCAUUUAUUGAGGUACCUCAAAGGCAGACCUGGGCAAGGGGUCUUAUUUUCUUCUUCAUCUUCUAUGCAACUUAAGGCUUUUAGUGAUGCUGAUUGGGGUGGAUGCCCAGAUUCCAGGAAGUCUGUGACAGGCUUCUGCAUCUUUCUUGGAGAUUCUAUGAUUUCUUGGAAAGCUAAAAAGCAAACCACUGUUUCAAGGUCAUCAGCAGAGGCUGAAUAUAGAGCCUUGGCUGCUACUGCUGCAGAAUUGUGUUGGCUAGCUCAACUGUUACAAGAAAUAGGAUUCAAACUGAAUUCUCCAGCUGCACUCUUUUGUGAUAAUCAAGCAGCUGUCCAUAUUGCUUCCAAUCCCACUUUUCACGAGCGCACCAAACACAUUGAAAUAGAUUGUCAUUUUGUACGUGACCAAGUUGCUUCUGGUAUUAUCAAGCUGCUGCCCAUUAGAUCUCAUCUUCAACUUGCUGACAUUUUUACUAAAUCUCUGCCUUCCUCUUCUUUGUUUCCUUUGUUAUCCAAGAUGGGAGUGUUAGAUAUCUACUCUCCAUCUUGA
This is a messenger RNA of Gastrolobium bilobum, 1179 nucleotides long. RefSeq lists its product as uncharacterized. The coding region runs from base 1 to 1179 and encodes 392 amino acids. Lineage: Eukaryota; Viridiplantae; Streptophyta; Magnoliopsida; Fabales; Fabaceae. The transcript has a single exon. The record is from RefSeq and is a predicted model, not a curated record.